Molecule: messenger RNA, 5561 nt
Organism: Drosophila pseudoobscura
Lineage: Eukaryota; Metazoa; Arthropoda; Insecta; Diptera; Drosophilidae
Gene: Toll-6
Product: Toll-like receptor 6
Exons: 1
Coding region: 763-5433 (1556 amino acids)
Biological process (GO): signal transduction
Cellular component (GO): plasma membrane
Molecular function (GO): protein binding
Source: RefSeq, a predicted model, not a curated record
CUAUUUAAGUGAGAGCUGCGCACGUUGCGGCAGUCACUCGACUCUCAGAACUCAGACAGCGCGCAACACACACGAAACGUACGGGCCAAAGACGCUUGACUCAACCUCAACUGCAUGGAAAGCACGCACACACACACAGCCGCACACUAGCACCCACAUAAAUAGGUUCAGUUCAGUUCCGUUUGGUGAAUGUUGUGUUUUUUUUUGUUUUUUGUCGGAGAGAGAGAUACUCCUACUCGAAGUCGUACUCGUACUCGCACUCGUGCUCGUAAAGUGAUAAUAGCACACGCGCCCGCAGAAAAUUAAUAUUCAUCGAAGGUUCCUACAUCAACGCCGCGUCGUGUAAUAAUUACAAAACCGAAAAUUCUCUUUCAAAAGUGCUCGAAAAUGUUUCGCGAGUUGUAGCAGCCCGGACCCAGAUCCAGACCCAGAGAGUUAUACUUAUACCGGGUAUAUACGAAGAAGAAACGAUACGAAGUUUGGCCACGCCAAAAAUAUAACUAUAUUGCGGGAAAGCGGAAAAACGGAAAAGCGGAAAAGAAUAAACUUGAAGGCUCCAUUAGACGCAGCAGCUGAAGAGGAAGUCGAAAAUAUGUGCGCUGACUUUUUUCUGGCCAUCCAGUGGAAUUGAUUUCCUUUCGAUUUCCCCUCCACACCUCUCACUCAAUCACUCACUCACUCUAUAUAUAUGAGUUGUAUAUAGGGAACGGAACCAACCUUCUUCCCAAGUCACACAGAACCAGCAAUUGCUGAUCCACAACUAUGCUGAUCCACUACUACCCCUGGUGCCUGCUCGCCGUGGCCUUCAGCCUGGCCCAAGAACAGCCCCAGCAGCAGCAGCAGCAGCACACGGAACCCCUGUCCACCAAGCACCAGCAGCAGCAAGCCCACUCGAAUGCCAUCAUGGGCGAGGCCGGUGUGUCCAACACCCAGCUUCUGCAGCCCUCCAGUCCGGCCAGGACGCUGCGUCCCCUGUCGGAAGGGGUUCCCGGAGCAGGUGGCUUGGGGGAUCCCGCCCUGUACGAUGCCCCCGAUGAUUGUCACUUCAUGCCCGCUGCCGGCCUGGACCAGCCAGAGAUUGCCCUUACCUGCAACCUGCGGACGGUCAACAGCGAAUUCGACACGACCAAUUUCAGUGUGAUCCCAGCGGAACACACGGUGGCCCUUCACAUCCUCUGCAACGACGAGAUCAUGGCCAAGAGCCGCCUGGAGGCGCAGUCCUUCGCCCACCUGGCGCGCCUCCAGCAGUUGUCCAUCCAGUACUGCAAGCUGGGGAAGCUGGGACGCCAGGUCCUCGACGGACUCGACCAGCUGCGCAACCUCACGCUGCGAACCCACAACAUCCUCUGGCCUGCGCUUAACUUCGAGAUAGAGGCUGAUGCCUUCGCCGUGACCAAGCAGCUGGAACGACUGGAUCUCAGCUCGAACAACAUUUGGUCCCUGCCGGAAAACAUCUUCUGUGCUCUGUCGGCCCUGUCUGCUCUCAAUAUGAGCGAGAACCGCCUGCAGGAUGUCAACGAAUUGGGCUUCAGGGACCGCAGCAAAGAGCCCUCAGCCACAGGCUCAACGGAGUCGAGCUCCUCUACGGAAUCGGUGAAGCGUGGAGCUGGAGCUGGCGGAAGUGGAAGUGCCAACAGUGCCAGCAGCUGCUCUUUGGACCUGGAGUUCCUCGAUGUGAGUCACAAUGAUUUUGUCGUGCUGCCCGCGAAUGGCUUUGGCACCCUGCGACGCCUUCGCGUGCUGGCCGUAAACAAUAAUGGAAUCUCAAUGAUUGCCGACAAGGCCCUGAGUGGCCUGAAGAACCUCCAGGUGCUCAACCUCAGCUCCAACAAGAUUGUGGCCCUGCCCACGGAGCUGUUUGCGGAGCAGGCCAAGAUAAUCCAGGAAGUGUAUCUGCAGAACAACUCCAUCAGUGUGCUGAACCCGCAGCUCUUCUCGAACCUGGACCAACUGCAGGCCCUGGACCUGUCCAUGAAUCAGAUAACCUCCACCUGGAUUGACCGCAGCACAUUCGUGGGUCUGAUUCGGCUGGUGCUGCUCAAUCUGUCGCACAACAAGCUGACCAAGCUGGAGCCGGAAAUCUUCAGUGACCUAUAUACGCUGCAGAUUCUCAACCUGCGCCACAACCAGCUGGAGAACAUUGCCGCGGACACCUUCGCGCCGAUGAACAACCUGCACACGCUGCUGCUGUCCCACAAUAAGCUCAAGUACCUGGACGCCUACGCCCUCAACGGGCUAUAUGUGCUGUCGCUGUUGUCGCUGGACAAUAAUGCCCUGAUUGGCGUGCAUCCGGACGCCUUCCGCAACUGCAGUGCCCUGCAGGACCUCAAUUUGAAUGGCAAUCAGCUGAAGACGGUGCCCUUGGCCCUGCGCAACAUGCGACAUCUGCGCACCGUGGACCUAGGUGAGAACAUGAUUACCGUGAUGGAGGAGAGUGCUUUCAAGGGUCUGGGAAAUCUGUACGGUCUGCGUCUUAUUGGCAACUAUCUGGAGAACAUCACCAUGCACACGUUCCGGGAUCUGCCUAGCCUGCAGAUCCUUAAUCUGGCCCGAAAUCGCAUUGCUGUCGUCGAGCCGGGUGCCUUCGAGAUGACCUCCAGCAUUCAGGCCAUCCGAUUGGACGGAAACGAGCUGAGCGAUAUCAACGGUCUGUUCAGCAAUAUGCCCUCCCUGCUGUGGCUCAACAUCUCCGAUAAUCGUCUUGAGAGCUUCGACUACGGCCAUGUGCCAUCUACGCUGCAAUGGUUGGACCUGCACAAGAACCGCCUGUACGCCCUGUCCAAUCGAUUUGGCCUGGAUGCCGAGCUGCGACUUCAGACUCUCGACGUAAGCUUCAAUCAGAUUCAGCGCAUUGGUCCCAGUGCCAUUCCCAACUCCAUUGAGUUGUUGUUCUUGAAUGACAACCUCAUUACCACCGUGGAUCCGGACACUUUCAUGCACAAGUCGAACCUCACCCGGGUGGACCUGUAUGCCAAUCAGAUAACCACCCUGGACAUCAAGUCGCUGCGGAUUCUGCCUGUUUGGGAGCACCGUGCCCUGCCGGAGUUCUACAUUGGGGGCAAUCCCUUCACCUGUGACUGCAACAUCGAUUGGCUGCAAAAGAUCAAUCACAUUACGUCGCGUCAGUACCCCCGCAUAAUGGACCUCGAGACCAUCUACUGCAAGCUGCUGAACAACCGCGAGAGGGCCUACAUCCCCCUGAUUGAGGCCGAGCCCAAGCACUUCCUGUGCACGUACAAGACGCACUGCUUUGCCGUCUGCCACUGCUGCGAGUUCGACGCCUGCGACUGCGAGAUGACCUGCCCCAGCAACUGCACCUGCUUCCACGACCAGACCUGGUCCACGAAUAUUGUAGAGUGCUCGGGCGCUGGCUAUGCGGAGAUGCCGCGGCGCGUGCCAAUGGACACCACCGAGCUGUACAUCGAUGGUAAUAACUUUGUAGAGCUGGCGGGGCACUCGUUCCUGGGCAGGAAGAACCUGGCCGUGCUGUUUGCCAACAACUCGAAUGUGGCCCACAUUCACAACACAACGUUCAGUGGACUGAAGCGUCUGCUGAUUCUGCAUCUGGAGGAUAAUCACAUAGUCUCUCUGGAGGGAAACGAGUUCCACAACCUGGAAAAUCUGCGGGAGCUGUAUCUGCAAGCCAAUCGUAUUGCCAGCAUAGCGAAUGGCAGCUUUCAGAUGCUGAGGAAGCUGGAGGUGCUGCGCCUCGACGGCAACCGACUGAUGCACUUUGAGGUCUGGCAGCUGAGUGCUAAUCCGUAUCUGGUGGAGAUCAGCCUGGCGGACAACCAGUGGAGCUGCGAGUGCGGCUACCUGGCCCGCUUCCGCAACUACCUGGCCCAGAGCUCCGAGAAGAUUAUCGAUGCUUCGCGUGUCAGCUGCAUCUACAACAACGCCACGAGUGUGCUGCGGGAGAAGAACGGCACCAAGUGCACCCUGCGGGACGGCGUGGCCCACUACAUGCACACGAAUGAGAUUGAGGGACUGCUGCCCCUGCUCCUGGUGGCCACCUGUGCUUUUGUGGCCUUCUUCGGACUCAUUUUCGGCCUAUUCUGCUACCGACACGAGCUCAAGAUGUGGGCCCACUCCACCAGCUGCCUGAUGAACUUCUGCUUUCGCUCGCCUCGUUUCGUCGACCAGCUGGACAAGGAGCGACCCAAUGAUGCGUACUUCGCGUACAGCUUGCAGGACGAGCACUUUGUUAAUCAGAUUCUGGCCAAUACUCUGGAGAGCGACAUUGGGUAUCGCUUGUGCCUGCACUACCGGGACGUCAACAUCAAUGCGUACAUAGCGGAUGCCCUGAUCGAGGCUGCCGAGAGUGCCAAGCAGUUUGUGCUGGUCCUGUCCAAGAACUUCCUGUACAAUGAGUGGUCCCGGUUCGAGUACAAGAGCGCCCUCCAUGAGCUGGUCAAGCGCCGCAAGCGAGUGAUCUUCAUCCUCUACGGGGACCUGCCUCAGCGGGACAUCGAUCUCGAUAUGCGGCACUAUCUCAGGACCAGCACGUGCAUCGAGUGGGACGACAAGAAGUUCUGGCAAAAGUUGCGCCUGGCCCUCCCCCUGCCCCAUGGUCGAGCCAACAACAACAAGAGGGUCACCGGCUGCCUGGCAGCCCGCGCUCCCUCGGCCAACAUGUACUCCUCGUCGCAUGAAUACCAAUCCGGGGGGACUACUGCCGGCGGUGUGCCUGUGCCUCCUCCUGCGGCUCGUCUGGCCGACAAACUCUAUGCGGACUGCAGCAGCAACAACUACGCCACGAUCAACGAGUGCGGCGCCGUGGGCAGUGCCAGGGGCGUGGGCUACAAGCCCAUUCCCACCUCCGCCUCGGCAGCCGCCGCCGCCUGUAAGUUCAACACGAUGAAUCAGCUGUCCAAAAAGCAGCGCGAGCUCAGUGUGGGCGUGGGGAUGGCCAAGACCCUGGAGCACCAGCACCACCAUCAUCAUCCCCAGCAGCAGCAGCAGCAGCAGCAACAGCAUCCGAAUCGCCGGAGUCAGCAUGAGUACGCGGUUCCGGCGUAUGUUCCCAGUGGCGCACCAGCCUACGACAGCGUCGACUACGCCAAGCAGCAGCUCCAGCAGCAGCGCAGCAACUGCGAGUGCAUCAGCCUGGGGACCGGUAAGCGCGUCCUCGCCAAGAGCUCCACAGCCGCCGUGCUGCCUUCCAGCUUCAGCUCCAACUUUGUGCCGCCCCUCGGUCCCACUGGGGUGGCCGGUGCCUACAACUGCAAGAAGCCCUGCAACUGCAAUGCGGACGACGAGCUGGUCUGUGGCUGCGGGGGCCUCGAGAGCGGAACCCAGAGCAGUGUGACGAUGAGCAGCAGCAGCAACAACAGCAGGCAGCCGGAGCUGACGCACUACGAGUCCAAUCUGAGCCUCAACGAGCUGGACGACAACGUCCAGGCCGGCAAGCCACUGCACGAUCUAUGGGCGUAACGGGGAGGCCAGAGCGGCAGGCGGAGGAUGUGGCAGAAGGGGGGAGAUAGGAGGCAGAGACAGACUGCGAAACCAGUGAAUUUAUAAAGAUUUAAUGAGAAACAAAACGAAAACAUACGAAAAUCCAA